Molecule: messenger RNA, 729 nt
Organism: Exophiala bonariae
Lineage: Eukaryota; Fungi; Ascomycota; Eurotiomycetes; Chaetothyriales; Herpotrichiellaceae
Exons: 1
Coding region: 1-729 (242 amino acids)
Source: RefSeq, a predicted model, not a curated record
AUGCGUCAGGGGCCUACGAAGGAACUCCCCAGCAGGGCCAGCUGUGGUGAAUCCAACCACGAUAUUCUCUGGAUUCUUGUGAUUUACCCCUUGUUUAUCAUUCUUUUCAGCGUAACUUCCCAGAAGCUGAUGAAUGUGGUUAUUAACAGCCUUCCACUUGAUGAGAGCUCUCGACAAGUUGUGGGCGACGAUGGCCACCCCAAUGAGAAAUCGACCACCCUUGAUCUCGACUACAGUACAAGCUCAAACGUUUCAACGACAGAUCCGCCAACGGAUCGCAUGAACGAGUUUGAAACCGUCCAAAAACCUACCGAUGCUGCUGAACCCACGCCUUUGUCGUCAAGUGCUGACAAGCCACAAGGACACCCGACCAAGCAGCAGGAACGACAAGCAGAUGACAAUCAUAAAUCACGGAUUGUGCAAGCAAGCAUUCUGCACAUUCUAGUGGUUGUUAUGACACACAGACUAGGAAUGGUUGCCACCAGACGAGUUCAGGAGACGAAAGACGUUGUGGAGAAAGUGCUUGGAUUGCUCACAUUGUCUGUGGCCAUCUUUUUUGCCGUGCUUUCGGGAGGAAAACUCGAACAUGGAAGGGUCCUCUGGGGGCAAGGCUAUAGAGUUAGCAAUGACGACGGAUCACUUAUGCAUGGCAAAGAUGCAUUGACGGCAUUCGUUGUCAUUAGCUUCUUCUCGUUCGCAAUUCCCUGGGUCAGAUUGUUGAUAGCAUAA